Plasmodium falciparum 3D7 is the source of this 3393-nucleotide messenger RNA. RefSeq names its product putative E3 SUMO-protein ligase PIAS (gene PIAS). Gene Ontology annotation, cellular component: nucleus. Gene Ontology annotation, molecular function: zinc ion binding; ubiquitin protein ligase activity. The record is from RefSeq and is a predicted model, not a curated record. NCBI's taxonomy places the organism in Eukaryota, Apicomplexa, Aconoidasida, Haemosporida, Plasmodiidae. Gene Ontology annotation, biological process: protein sumoylation.
AUGACAUACAAUGUAAACAAUACUAAUAUGGCUGAAUACUUAAAUAAAUUAAGGGUGUAUGAUCUGAAUCAGUUAUGUAGAAAAUUUUUAUUACCGCAACAUGGGAAGAAGGUAGCCAUAAUUGAACGUAUAUUACAAUACAUUACUGAUGUUGAAAGAGAAGAACAAAUAUAUGAAUUUAUUUUGGCAACCAAACCAUCAAUAUUUGAAAUAAUAAAUGAUAAAAGAAUGGGUACAAAUAUACUUCAUGAUAGUAGUAAAUUAUUUUUUUCUAAUUCUAAUUAUGUUAGAAAUGAUAAUAAUAUAAAUGUUAAUUGUAAUAAUAUAGAUAAACUUGCAUAUGCAAGCAGUGACCCUCCUUCAACGAAAAAAGCUGCCUCUUCUACAGCAAGAAAGGGCAAAGUCAAAAUAUAUGAAGAAGAUAACGAAUUUUCGACGUGUGUAUGUGGAGGAAUGUCUAAAAAUAUGAGCAGCAAGAACGGAAUAGUAAAAUGUAUUGAAUGUAAAAAAAGUCAACACGUAAGUUGUUAUAUACCUAAUACGUUUAUAAAUAAGGACUUGAGUAAUUAUGAAAUAUUAUGUAUAGCUUGUCGUGUGAAGGAUAUGGAUCCUUUUUAUCCUAUGAAAAAAGUAUUGUGGAUGAAAAAUAUAAGUACGAAUACUGAAAAGUUAAUGAUUAAUGCUAGUGAUAUAAAACAAUGGAGAAAUGAAAAUAAAGAUGUUAUCGUAUUUUGUAUUAAUUUGGAACCUCAAAAUUUAAAAAAUACUGCACCAAUAAAACAAGAAUGGCCAAAGACCUUUAAUUUGAAGGUUAAUGGAAAUAUUACUGAAAAAAUAUUUGAACCCUCAUGGGAACAUAAAAGAAGAGACAGUCCAUUAAAAAUUACUCAUACAUUGAAAGCAGGUAUUAAUAGUAUUGAUAUUAUUAGUACAAAUUAUGAUAUACCUAAAUUAUUUGUUGUGACGUUUGCCUUAUGUAAAUAUGAAUCUGAACAAGUCAUAAUUGAAAAUGUUAUUUUAAGAAGUUCUUUAAAUUUUAAAGAUGCAAAAGAUAGAAUUGUAAAUAUAUUAUCUACGAAACAUGAUAGUGACGAAGUUAUGUGUAUGGAAGUUAAUAGAAAGGUUAGUUUACAUUGCCCAUUCUCAUUAGAUAGAAUUCUGAUACCUUGUCGAGGUAUCAUGUGUUCACAUAUAAAAUGUUUUGAUUUAAAAUCAUUCAUUGAUGUUACUAAAAAAACAAAAGCAUUUAAUAAUAGAUGGAAAUGUCCUAUCUGCUCUUUUUAUUUACGACCAAAGAACCUUGUUAUAGAUACAUUUAUUACCUAUAUACUUUCACAAGUACCCAAAGAUAUUAAAGAAAUUGAGCUAAGUAAACAAGCGGAAAUUAUUUUCAAUAAGAAUAAUCAGGAACCAAAAGUGAUAAAACAGUUGGAUGACGUAGACACAUUGGAUUUACAAAAAAAGCAUAUUGAUAUUAAAAAUGAGUAUAUUAUGGGCAAAUCUUAUAAUGAACAAAAAAAUAAUAACUCUUUCAAUAACGAUGAAAUAAUAAUUUUAGAUUCAGACACAGAUGAUAACAACAGUACAUAUAAUAUCAAUUGUGAUAAAUACAAUAUGGAAAAAAAUAAUAACAUUAUACAAGGCAAUCAAGAAGUUAUAUGUAUAUCGGAUAGUGAUGAAGAAAAUGUACAUGAAAAAAAUAUAAAUGGUAAGAAUAUUUCGAAUGAUAAAUGUUCAUCUCGUAUAAAUAUGAUAGAAUAUCAAGAUGUAAAUAGACGAGUUAAUGAAUUAUUAAAAAGAAAUUUCUUACAAUCAAAAAGUGGAACAUUUGUUGGUAGUCCUGAAAUGUUUUUUAAUAAUAUUGUUCUUGAUGUCUUGACUGAUUUUAAUAAUAUUCAUGUUAAUGAAAUUUCAAGUAUACAAGAUUAUGAUAUUAUGUUAAAAGAAAGUACAAAGACUAUAAGUAAUAUUAAUAAAAUUGUCAACAUGACAAAUGAUGAUAAAAAUAUUACAUCAUCUACUGAUAGUAAAAAUAGUUCCUCAUCUAAUUUUAAUAAAAAUAUUACAUCAUCUAAUUUUAAUAAAAAUAUUGCAUCAUCCAAUUUUAAUAAAAAUAUUACAUCAUCUAAUUUUAAUAAAAAUAUUACAUCAUCCAAUUUUAAUAAAAAUAUUACACCUUCUACUACUAAUAAUAUUCAUAAUGAACUUGAUUUGUCUGCUGUGGCUCUCUUAGAAUAUUACAGUAAAAAAAAUAAUAUUCCUAAGGAUUUAUCUUAUAUAAAUUCACAGCUGUCUCCCUUUGAAUUAAAGCCGGUUGAAAAUUACAUAAAUAUAUCUAAUUCUUUAGAUGAAAAUAAUAUUCUUAUAUUAGAUACACUAAAAAAGAAGAAUGUAGAUACUUCAGGGGUUUCGAUUGAAAAUCAGUUAGAUUCGAUAACAAAAAGUUUUAAUAAUAUAAUUCAAGGUGAUAAUAAAAAUGAUAAUAACAAUAAUAAUAAUAAUAAUAAUAAUAAUGAUGGUAAUAAUAAUGCUACUACUAUUAAUAAUAAUAAUAAUAAUAAUAAUAAUAUUACUAAUAAUAGUAAUUAUUAUAAUCUCAGCAGUUGUAGUGAUUACAAUAGUAAUUAUGAUAAUGAUAAUUUGAUUCCUUUCGACGUUUUUAAUAUAAAUGAAGCUCAUUUAUCGUUAGACCAAACGCAACAAAUAAUUCCCUCCGAUACAAUUAAUAACACAGAAAAUAAUAAUACUAGUACAAAUAAUAAUAAUAAUAAUAAUAAAAACUUUUAUUUAAAAUUUGAAGAGAGGUUUAAUAUGAAUAAUGAUAGAAUAAUUACAAAUAAAUUACCAGAUGAAAAUAAUUUCCAAGCUUUAAAUGAACUGAAUAAAGAACUUAGAAACGCACACAAUCUUAGUAUAAUAAAUUAUGAUAAUAAUAAUAAUAAUAACAACAACAAUAAUAACAACAACAAUAAUAAUAAUAAUAAGUUAAAUAAGAAGAAAAAGAAGAAGAAAAAUUCAAUUACUACAAAUAUAAAUAAAAAGAAUAACAACAAGAUUAAUCGUAGUAAUAAUAUUAAUAAUUCCUAUUCAAGUUUUAGAAGAAUUGAUAGUAUAUGUAAUAAUUUUAACUUCUCUAUGAUAAAGUAUAGUAAUAAACAUAAUAAUAAUAAUAACAAUAAUAGUAAUAAUAUUAAUAGUAAUAAUAUUAAUAGUAAUAAUAUUAAUAAUAAUAACAAUAAGAGAAAAAAUACAAAUAAUAAAACUAUUUAUCAAUAUAUUAAUCCUAACAAUACAAAUCAACAUUUUAUCAAACGAUUAAGGAAAAAUAAACGAAUUAGUAAAAAAGACAAAAACCUAAAAGAAAAUCAAAAAAAGAAAAUUAAACGAAAAUAG